Messenger RNA from Colletotrichum karsti, 1542 nucleotides. RefSeq lists its product as uncharacterized. The record is from RefSeq and is a predicted model, not a curated record. NCBI's taxonomy places the organism in Eukaryota, Fungi, Ascomycota, Sordariomycetes, Glomerellales, Glomerellaceae. Gene Ontology annotation, molecular function: single-stranded DNA 3'-5' DNA exonuclease activity; single-stranded DNA binding. The transcript has 4 exons. The coding region runs from base 1 to 1542 and encodes 513 amino acids. Gene Ontology annotation, biological process: resolution of meiotic recombination intermediates.
AUGGCGGGUUACUCAAUCCAAGCCUUCUACAAAAAGGAGGUGUUGCCCACGCCUGCCGCAGCAGCCUGUUCUCCCACCAAGAGACACGCCGCGCAAGACGACGGCUUCACGCAGGCAGAAGUCGACGCCGGAAAUAACCCUCUCGACCGCCAAUGGAACCCGUCCGAGAAGUAUCAUGACAUCCUCAUCGAUAACAUCCAGCCGGGACCGGCGCUCGUUUGUUUCACGGGCCGCAUAGUCAACUACGCACCGGCGUUCUUGGACUCCAAGAACGUCUACAGUAGGCCGGCCCAUCAGCUGGUUGUCAAGGAUGAUACGGGUGCGAUCACGGUCAAACUUGUGCCCAUAGGCAUUCCUGUCUCAUAUCUUGUCAUCGGUCAACUCGUCACCAUCUGGGCCAGCUGGGCGGGAGCUGCGGCGAGCUCGCAUCAUGGGAGCAUCCCCUUCGUCACAAUGUACACGCCAAUCAAUCCAGCAGACGUGGGCACGAAGCAGUUCAUCCAGUUCAUACCCGACACUCCCGACACGCAGAAUCUCUAUCGCGUGCCCCUAGAACACGAACUUGAUGAGGAGAAGCCAAGAAAACCCUUGCCGGGUUUGAUGACCCUCGGCCAAUACCUCAAAACGGGCCACGAUACCCGCGGUUCCCGCAUCAUCGUCUGCGUCAAGAGCAUCGGCUCACGCAAGCGCAUCCCCGUACAAGACGGCACGAGGGAGGCGGAACUCCUCGAGGUCACGGAAGACAAGGCAAACUCGGCCAGGCUGUGGAAACCCAACGAGACCAUCCUCCUCUUCACGAACCCCAAGUUCGUCGCUCCACGAGAUACCAAGCCUUACCCCACGCCGCCCGGCAUUGGCCUGAGUUACAACACGCUCGUCGACGUCGACCCGGCGUUUCCUGAUGGUGACUGGCUUCGGCAGUGGGUGAAGGGCAGGGUCAAGAAGGAGAGCGUCUACAUUCCGUUUCCUCAGGAUGUCUGGGACGUCGAGGACGCCGUCCAUGGGCCCAUACGCCCGCUCUUCACGCUUGCUGAGGUGGACGACUUCGCUCGCACCGAUCCGGCGACGGAUUUCACGGGCAAACUCAGCUUGACCAUUCUCGGGAUCGACUUAUUAGGACAUUACCGAAGAAAGAUGCUAUGUUGCGUCGAAUGUUGCGGAGUCCCCCUAUAUGCCAACCACCCGUCUGCGACAUGUAAGAACUGCAUGAAAGAACGUUCGCUGGUCCUCAACCCCCGAGUCAUGGGUGUCCUGGUGGACGAGACGGGAUGUAUCGCGCAGGGGAAGCUUGUCUGGAGCGAGCAGGCUUGGGGCGAGCUAUUCUUCCCCGCCGCCGCCUCCGAUACGGGAGUCGAGGGCGGGCUGGAGACUUCUCCUCACCCCUAUCCUCCUUCUUCCCCGGCUCCGUGGACGGGGAUUCUGGCACUGGACACGAGUGGACUGCGGACGCUGGAAGAGCAGAUGCUGUAUUCACGUUUCACACUGACGUUCGGCUGGUCUCCUUUCGUCGAGCGGCUGUGUGUACUCGGAGUCGAGUGGUAA